Cucumis sativus (cucumber) is the source of this 1667-nucleotide messenger RNA. RefSeq names its product zeatin O-glucosyltransferase. Gene Ontology annotation, molecular function: UDP-glycosyltransferase activity. The transcript is spliced from 2 exons. The coding region runs from base 64 to 1533 and encodes 489 amino acids. The record is from RefSeq and is a predicted model, not a curated record. NCBI's taxonomy places the organism in Eukaryota, Viridiplantae, Streptophyta, Magnoliopsida, Cucurbitales, Cucurbitaceae.
GCAAUCAUCUAACUUAAUCCUUCUAAAAUAUUGAUAGCAAUCUUUCCCAUUUUUUCUUUUCUGAUGAGUAACUCAAACUAUGUAAUCUCCGAGAAUGUCGGAAAAAAUACUCAUCAUCUUCCUGUUAUGGUUGUCAUGGUUCCUUUACCGUUGCAGGGCCAUCUAAACCAGCUCCUCCACCUCUCUCGCCUACUCUCUGCCUUCAACAUCCCUGUUCACUUCGUUAGCACCGCCACACACAACCGCCAAGCGCAACAUCGCAUUAGUGCCAAAAUUAAAAACCAUCUGAUCCAAUUUCAUGACUUUGACUUACCAAUAUUCCCUUCUCCAAACCCCAAUGCAACCCACAAAUUCCCCUCCCAUCUCGUCCCCAUGGUAAAUGAAGUGUUGGUCCACUUUCCUCGCCCUUUCGCUGCCUUUCUUUCUUCACUUUCCCAAAAAGCAAAACGACUCAUUGUCAUCCAUGAUUCCCUAAUGUCAUCUGUGGUUCAAGUCGUAGACUCCAUUGUCAAUGUCGAAUCAUACCUUUUCCAUAGUGUUUCAGCUUUCGUUACCACUCUCCAUAACUUGGAGCGUAAAGGGAUUGUAGUUGGCGAUGGCGACGACGACGAGGAAGAGUGUGAAAGUAGAACAUUUUACAGAGAGUAUGUUUUGAAGGAAUUGAACACUGCUCGUUCAUGGGAAAGCUGGUUUUCGGUGGAGUUUUGGGAUUUAAUUAAGUCACAGUUUGGUCAGCUACCAAAAAAGACAUGUGGACAAAUAUAUAACACUUGUAGAGUUAUUGAAGGCUCGUCUUUGAAGUUGAUUGAAAGAAUUGAAAGUAAGCUUAAUAACUGGGCAUUAGGUCCUUUCAACCCUGUCAAAAAGUUGAAGAAUGGGGAGAGGUCAUCGUCUAAGCACAGUUGCAUGUCAUGGCUAGAUCAACAAGAACCAAGAUCAGUGAUAUACAUCUCGUUCGGGACAACAACAACAAUGGAAGACAAACAGAUUAAUGAAAUAGCGAUUGGGUUAGCAAGAAGCCACCAAAAGUUCAUAUGGGUCAUUCGAGAUGCUGAUAAAGUCGAUAUCUUUCACGAAGAUAAUAAUAAAAGGUCCAAGCUCCCAGAAGGUUACAAUGACUUAAUUGGUGAUCGAGGGUUGAUAAUAAGAGAGUGGGCACCACAGUUGGAGAUACUAAGCCACUGGGCGACUGGAGGGUUUAUGACGCAUUGUGGAUGGAAUUCGUGCUUGGAGAGCAUAACAAUGGGAGUGCCAAUGGCAGCAUGGCCAAUGCACUCGGACCAGCCAAGGAACAUGGUGCUUGUGACGGAGAUAUUGCGAGUAGGGUUGGUGGUGAAAGACUGGGAGCUAAAGGAGGAGGUGGUGUCGGCAUUGACCGUGGAGGAAACGGUGAGAAGAUUGAUGGUGUCGGAGGAUGGGGCAGAGAUAAGAAUGAAUGCAAUGAGGGUGGGGGAAGCUGUGCGACGGUCGAUAGAAGAUGGUGGAGAUUCUCGCAAAGAGUUGGAGGCUUUUGUUAAUCAUAUUACACGGUAGAUGAAAAAGUUUUUGUUUUCAUAUUAUUUGUUUAUGAUCGUUAUAAAAUAUAUCGUGUUAACUACUUAAUUCAACUAUCCUUCUCUCAUGAAGGAGUAUGCAAUUUUAAAAUUUUGAAGUACCCAUUUCACAAA